Molecule: messenger RNA, 2547 nt
Organism: Silurus meridionalis
Lineage: Eukaryota; Metazoa; Chordata; Actinopteri; Siluriformes; Siluridae
Product: extracellular calcium-sensing receptor-like
Biological process (GO): G protein-coupled receptor signaling pathway
Cellular component (GO): membrane
Molecular function (GO): G protein-coupled receptor activity
Source: RefSeq, a predicted model, not a curated record
AUGGAGUCAAUCUUUACUAUAUUGCUUAUAAUUAAAGCAAUCAUGAAUUCUUCAAGUGCAGAAGAGACUGCUUGCAGGGUUUAUGGAGAAUUUAAACAUCCACAAAUAUGGAAGGAUGGUCAUAUCAUAAUUGGAGGUAUUUUCACAUUCCAUAAAAAAUGGGAGAUCACCGACUCUUCUUAUUCGGUCAUGCCUGCUAUAAACUGCUUAAGUUUGGAUGUCAGAGCAUUCCAGUAUUCACAGACCCUGAUGUUUGCACUAGAGGAGAUUAACAACAGCUCGUCUUUACUGCCUGGAGUCUCGCUGGGCUUUAAAAUAUUUGAUACCUGUAAUUCUGCAGCGCUGGGUGUGAAAGGAGCAAUGGCACUUUUGAAUGGAAAUGAGAAUUCAAUAUCAGAUCAGGGUUGCACAAAGCCAGCCCAGGUGCAAGCCAUAAUAGGAGAGACAUUCUCAUCGGUGUCCAUGGCUAUAGCAAAGAGUAUCGGACCUUUUAGCAUACCCUUAAUCAGUUAUUAUUCCACCUGUGAGUGCCUCAGCGAUAAACGGAUAUAUCCUUCAUUUCUGCGCACUAUUCCCAGUGAUUAUUACCAGACGUUAGCGCUUGCAGAAAUGAUCAAGCACUUUGGCUGGACCUGGGUGGGAGCAAUAAGGAGAGAUGAUGAUUAUGGUAACAAUGGAAUGGCCACUUUUACUAAAAUCGCAGAACAACUUGGUAUAUGUUUAGAAUACUCCCUUCCAUUUUUUAGAACCUACUCACAAGAAAGAGUUUUAAGAAUUGUUGAGCAAAUUAAAAGUUCCACUUCACGGGUGAUAGUGGGAUUUCUCACUCCAUGGGACCUGGAGAUUUUACUUCAAGUAUUUGCUGAACACAACAUCACUGGAUACCAGUGGGUGGGAAGUGAGGCAUGGAUUGCUGAUUUAAUAGCAACUACUUUGGAUAAGUCAAAUAUACUGCAAGGAGCCAUAGGGCUAGCGAUUCCAAAAGCAACUGUAACAGGCCUAAAGGACUUCAUACUUGAUGUAAAGCCAUUAAAAGCUGUAGGCAGUGGCAUUUUUAUGGAAUUAUGGGAGUCUCUGUUUAGUUGCACAUAUGCAGUGCAGAAUAAACCUGAGAACAUACCAGCCUGCACAGGAGAAGAGAAACUGUCUGAGGUGGAAAAUAACUUCAUUGACAUGUCUUUGAUGCCUAUUUUCAGUAAUGUGUACAAAGCAGUAUAUGCCAUUGCCCACACCCUACAUAAACUUCUUGGCUGCAAAGAAACAUGUCCCGUAAAGAAGCAGCCUGAUCCUUUCACAUUUUUAGAAAGUCUCAAAAAGGUGCGUUUCAAGACGAAGGAAGGUGAAGAAGUUUAUUUUGAUAAGAAUGGUGAUCCUCUGGCAAGAUAUGAUAUAUUAAAUUGGCAAAAUAAAGAAAACCAAUAUGAGUUUGUCACAGUUGGACUUUAUGACUCCUCUUUCCCUGCUCAGGAUCGAAUGGCAGUAAAUAUGGCCUCAAUUGUCUGGGCAAAAAUUCAAAACAGGUUAGUGCCAAAGUCUGUAUGCAGUGAGAGUUGCCCUCCCGGCACAAGAAAAGCUGUACAGAAAGGAAAACCCAUCUGCUGUUUUGACUGCAUACCAUGUGCUGAUGGAGAAAUCAGUAAUAUGACAGAUUCUAUUAAAUGUGAACAGUGUCAGCAAGAUUACUGGUCAAAUCCAGUGAGAGACACAUGUGUAAAGAAGGAAAUUGAAUAUUUAUCCAAUGAAGAAACUAUGGGAAUUUUGUUAACCGCAGUGUCCAUUAUUGGGGCCUUUAUAACAAUAAUGAUAGCAAUCAUAUUCUUUAUGUAUAAAAAUACACCAAUAGUCAAAGCAAACAACUCUGAACUGAGUUUUCUGCUGCUCUUCUCUCUGACUCUUUGUUUCCUCUGUUCAAUUACAUUCAUCGGACAGCCCUCAAAUUGGUCCUGUAUGCUGCGGCACACAGCUUUUGGAAUCACAUUUGUCCUCUGUAUCUCCUGCGUUCUGGGGAAAACCAUUGUGGUGUUAAUGGCCUUCAAAGCUACACUUCCAGGCAGCAAUGUCAUGAAAUGGUUUGGGCCUCUACAGCAGAGACUCAGUGUAGUUGCAUUCACUCUCAUACAGGUUCUUAUUUGUGUACUUUGGUUAACAAUAUCGCCUCCUUUCCCUUUAAAAAAUUUCAUGCACUAUAAGGAAAAGAUCAUUCUUGAAUGCAGUUUGGGCUCAGACAUAGGUUUCUGGGCUGUACUGGGUUAUAUUGGCCUUUUAGCACUUUUAUGUUUUAUUUUAGCUUUUCUGGCUAGAAAACUUCCAGAUAAUUUUAACGAAGCCAAAUUCAUUACAUUCAGCAUGUUACUGUUCUGUGCAGUUUGGAUUACUUUUAUACCCGCUUAUGUCAGUUCUCCAGGAAAGUUCACUGUAGCUGUAGAGAUAUUUGCUAUUUUAGCAUCAAGCUUUGGUUUACUCUUCUGUAUCUUUCUUCCAAAGUGUUACAUAAUCAUCAUGAAGCCAGAGAGGAACACUAAAAAGCAACUCAUGGGUAAAGAGUAA